Messenger RNA from Peronospora matthiolae, 3213 nucleotides. Lineage: Eukaryota; Oomycota; Peronosporomycetes; Peronosporales; Peronosporaceae. The record is from the annotation of a GenBank genome assembly.
AUGGCUGCGCCCGUGUCGGCAACUACGGCUUCAGUACAACCGCCUCCGCCUCAGCGUCACGCUCAGUACAAGAAGAAGAUCUCACCGAAACCGAAGUCGAAGGCCGCACCUCUUCAGGGCAAGCUGAAGUCCCGCAAAGUCCGUUCAAAAAAGACGUCGAAGCUCGUUAUUGAUGCCGCGGACUCUGCCGCCAUUGUCGACGACUACCAUGACGCUCUGUGGUACAAAGCGGGAGAGGGCGAUCUGUUCUUUGCGCACUGGCUCUUGGGUCGCUGUAAUGGUGUGGGGGACGCCAUGACGCCGCAGUCCGUGGACGUCUUGAAGCGGAUGUUUGCGCUGUAUCAUGUUCAGUGUAGAUUACGUCAGGAGCUCUCUCGAAGCUCUAGACAGGAAGUUAAUGGGAAGGCAGAAGCUCUAGAGCACAAGAGUGAUGUUGAAGAGGCUUUUUGGUCUGUGGAAGAGAUUGUGGAGCAGGUCGGAGACGUGCUGAGAGUCUCGAGGUUGGAGCUGAUGAAGCAGCAGGAAGCAGCGGACAAGUCCAAUACAAAGAGAAGAGGAAGUUUUGAGAGGACUGUUGUGACGGAAGUGGUGGAAAGUGCGACGGAACUGAUACUGAGUAGAGCGACAAGGGAAGAUGAGGUGCUACUGAGACGUUGGAUCGAUCUCUUGAGGAAGAAGGAUAAAAUAGAAACAGACGUGACGACAGGGAGUGUGCGUGAAGCCUGCACCGAAAUAAAUGCAGGUGAUACGAACGUUACAAAACAAAAGCGAAAGAAGCGUCAAGAGAAGAUGCGGGUGCGCAAGAAACCGACAAAAACGGCAGAAGAAACCGCUUGUGAGCAAGUCGAGUCAUUUCUGACGUUCUUGGUGGAGUCAGCGCAAAUCCCGACGCUAGCAACAGCUUCCGUGACAGCGGCACCGUCAGAGGUUGAAAAGACAUGGUCAUUGGAGCUACAGCAAAUCGUGGAAUCAUCGAGCAUUGAUCCGCAAGAGGAGGAGCGCCGUUUGCAAGUGGCUCGGGAUAUUCAGGCAGUCCUUCGACGGGAAGUGAGCCAGUGGCGACAUUGCGAGGUGAUCCUGUACGGUAGCUCGUUGACUCAGUACGGCUCUAAGAGAUCGGAUCUGGAUAUAUGUCUCCUUUCUAAUGGUCACAGCACCGACGAAUGUGUCAAUCCAUCAGAAGCAGUUGUUGGAAAGCGUGAGCUGCAGCGCUUGAUUGACGGAAAAUCUGGCGAGAAUGGACAUGUCCGAAGUGAUGCUGGAGCUGCCAGGCAGUUGUCAGAUACAGGUGCAUUAGUACGAAAGAGCAUCGAGAAGCUCACACAAGCACUGAACACACUGGACCGAUCGGGCGUGAAUGGUGAUAAGCUGGCUAAGCAGCAGUAUCAUCUGGAGUUUUUCUACGACCAAAUGCGGCUGCUCCGCAAUGCCAUCCUGGCUGAACUCUCAAAGCUACCUGAAAGCCACCUGACAAACGAGGGUAUGAGUGCACACCUGCAAGCGACCAUUGCUGCCAGCAAACGUUGCACUAGCGACCUUUAUCGCAUACGUGAAAUCCUACAACGUGUUGUUAAGUGCGAGGUGCGCCAAGUGAUAGUUGGCGCCCGCGUUCCUAUCAUUCGCUUCUUGCACACACGCAGUGGUUGUGAUUAUGAGUGCGACCUGUGCUUUGGAAAUGUGUUGGCUACGCACAACACGCCUCUUUUGCGUGCGUAUGCCUCUUUCGACGAUCGUGCGCGCGCUCUGGGGCUCGCUGUGAAGCACUGGGUCAAGCAGCGAGGUAUUAGUGACGCGUCGAUGGGGUUUCUUAGCUCCUAUUCGUUCGUGCUAUUGACCAUAUUUUACUUGCAAGUGGUUCACGUGCUUCCGAAUCUGCAAGAUCCGAAGCUUUUGGAGUAUGCACACGUUGAGCCAGUCUACGUUAAUGAUGUCAACAUCGCUUUUUGCAAGGAACGCGAUAUUGCUCAAGCCUACCAUCAGCUCACGUCAUCAGGUGGUAUUUCCGAAAUGUCGGUGGCACGUCUGCUGGUUGGAUUUUUUGAAUUUUACGUCAAACAAUUCGAUUUUGCGAAGCGUGUCGUGACUGUGCGAGCACCAGAGACACCUGUGCUAAAACUUCAACACUGGGGCAGUCGUAAGGCUAAGACAUGGCGUUUGAGUAUUCAGGAUCCUCUGGAGACUGGACGUGAUUUAGGAUGCGUUUUGCAAUUCAAGGGACAGGAGAAAAUUAUUUGUGAGCUCCGCCGUGCACACAGAAUACUCGUCCAAGGUGGAAGUUUCAUCGACGAGGUCUGUGCUAUCGAAAAAUCUGUCGAAGAAGUGAGUGAUGCCGGGAAAGCAAAGCAAAAGAAUGGAGUUGCUACACCAGCAUACAGGGUACAGGGCGACCGACGUCUGCAGCAAGCAGAUGAGGACAAGCGUUCGUUCUCGUUGUCGUUAGAAAGCGCUGACGAAGGGUUGACAAAGGAAAUGAUUGAGCUGUUGUUCAAAGAUUUUCAGGCAUCGGUCAGCGUUGCCAAGGUGGUAAAAGCGACAACUUUCGAUGCUACAGCCGGUGAUGAUAACGAUGCGGGAUACACGAGGAAGCGGUGGGAAGUUGAGCUGCAGACGCAUGGUAAAAGGUAUCCUCGCAAGCUAUCCGGUACAACUCGAAUAGAUUGGGAGUCGGUAGAUGGUCGUGGGGGCCGCGUAUGGCUUCAUCACCAGGCCUUAUAUGCUACGCCGCCCUGUCGUCAGUGUCUAUCGCCCAAGCAUGCAACAAGCACGUGCUUGAUAAAUGGUAGACAUGAAGGCGACGACUAUGGCGGUGCAGGUGAUAGGGGCGGGCAGGUUGACAAGAAGACAGCAGACAGGAAUACCCAUCGACGUGUUCUUCGUUUAAAGCUGCAGAGUGGUCCACAAGUUACUGUUGUAAAAAAAGAGGGCAGUCGUCGCAAGAAGCAGCAGCAGCAAGAUGGGGCUUCAGAGCAAGCCCAGUCUGUAACAACGACGAAGCCUAGCAACAGGCGCCGCGCGAAUGAACUCGGCAAAAAGAAGUUUCGUGGAAAGAAGAAACCGGAGACAGAGCAAGUCGCUACUGAAUGUAUCGGGUUUAUGGAGGUUGAAAUAGUUGCGGCGUCUGCUCAGGGCGAAGGAGAAGGCGGACCGACAGGUAAGACGCUUCAAAAGAAGAAAAAGUGGCAGCAGCGGGUCUACCGCAAGAGGGAUGUUUGA